Messenger RNA from Marchantia polymorpha subsp. ruderalis, 1850 nucleotides. Lineage: Eukaryota; Viridiplantae; Streptophyta; Marchantiopsida; Marchantiales; Marchantiaceae. The record is from the annotation of a GenBank genome assembly.
CAUGCCAAGAGAGAGAUCUCGAAUCCGUGCUCGAGCUGGGGCUUGUGCGCGGCUCUGUUGCUGUGGAUAAAGCUCGCGCUGAACGCGUGUUACGCGAUCUAAAACGCAGAGAGGCGGAGUUUGGUUGAGCGUAAUCCGAAAGAAUCUGCUUUAAGACAGAACAGAGCGAGCCUCGCCCAGAUGGGCCCGGCUGCGCUGCAACCUCGUGCUGCUGGCCCGAGCUUUCGCUUCGCUUUGCAGUGAGCGAGUGAAUGAGGCAGUCAACUGAGAGGCGCUGCGGACAAUCACACCUGUUGACUGCGCAAUGGACGUAUGAGGGAGGCCGGGAGGCGCGAUUAAUUGUCCACGACUCCAUGACACCGUACGGGAUCGAGGUCGUCGACAGGAGGAGGCCUGCGAGGGUGAAUCCGCAGGUACUUUCUCUUUUGUCAUCUGUACGUCGCGGUCCUCGUUGUCAUGGUCCCCAAGAAACCGUUCUUCGGCUUCUCUUGCACAUUCACUCGUCCCAGAAACACCCUCGCCCUCCUUCGCACGGGCAGGCGAGGUGGAGACGAAGCCGCCCCCGGUGCUUCUCUUCAUGCCCUUGUUCAUCAUCAUCAUCAUCAUCAUCAGGAGCAGCAGCAGCAGCAGCAGCAGAGGGAGGGAAGGAGGCAGGCAGGUCUCAUCCAGUGGAGCUCGCAAUCGAACGAGCGAGCGUGCAUGCGCAGCGCUAGCUAGCGCUGUCACUGUCGCCCCAAUAAUGCGAUGAUGGGUAGUGGUCUCGACGGGACUCACAGUGAUCCGAAUCGCGAGUCGAGUCGGUUCGAGUUGCCCGAUUGAAUGGGUCGUGGCUCGGCCCCGGUCAAGCUGGAGGGAGACUCUUCAGCUGUCUCUCUGACAUUGAUUAUGUUGCGUCGGGCGACUGAUGAUGCCUUCCCGAGACGGAGACGGAGACGGGGACGAGGACAGGAUCAAGGACAAGAGUAGGUUCUCGCGUUGAGAUCCAUGGGCCAAUGACCAGCCGGGCUCAGGGCGCAGACUCGGCCGAUGAGGAGGAGGAGGAGGAGGAGAUCAUAUGGCUGUCGGAGAGAUCGGCAAAAUGUCUUGCCUCCGAGAGGUUGCGCCCGGCGCAAGAUGGAACCGAGCAGGGCAGGGCUUAUUACGCGCAUGAAGGUCGAAUCCCGGAUUCAUGCAUCAGUUCUCACCGCCUCGAAGGUACGGCUGCGAGUGUCAGCAUGCUCUGGGGACACCGUACCUUCAAAGGACAACGGCGUACGAGAGAGGAGAGAGGAUUCAGCCGAAGAUUCGUCUCACGGCCGCCCUGGCUGGCUGCUCAUGCUCAUGCUCACGACCACAACGCAACGCAUGUUCUCCCACGGCCCCGAAGGCUCUCACUCCCUCCCUCCCUCACUCACCUGUGGCGCUCGAGCGAGCCCCAGAGGCCCAGAGCGAAUCGUGCCAGAUUCCGCAUGAUUUGACUCGUCCCCAUUUCGUGUUGUGUACAUCAUCGAGCUGCUGCCAUCGAUCCACGUCCACUAAUAGCCUCCGACGCAGCCUGGAAAUUUCCCGAUACGGCAGCCCCCGAUCUAAACGACAAAUUCUACUCGCUCUCAGGCCGGCUCGCUGGCAGGCAGGCAGGCAGGCAGACCGGCGAAGAUCAAGCUCGCCACCGAUCGAUCGACCGCAACUCGGUCGAGCUCCGAUCUGGCCGUAAUUGAGCCAGCGACGACCUGGCCCUGGCCUCGGACGCAUGCCUUAUAAUAAGACGUACGAGCGUUGGUUGACACUCUCACGACCGACAAACGAGCCGGAUGGGGUUGCAGGCGAGCGGCUCCCAGCGGCCCUCCCCCGCCUCUGUGCUUUGUCGUAUC